GGCUGUAAAGGGAUUGCAGGCACCACAGCCACUACUACUUCUGCUUUUCCCUGCCUGGCCAGGAACAUAAAACCAGAAACUCCAUCAGCAGGUUGGAGAGGCUGCCUCAUUGCCUGGCAAACCUGGGAUAAUUUAUUUCUCUCUUCAGUCACUUCUUUUCCCUGCUGUUAUUGAGGCUCUUUUUCCUACUUCAAAGUGAAUGAAACCAGGCUAAACUCUGAAAGGGAAUGAAUGAAAUACAUACUGCUUGAGAAGAAGAAUCGCAUGAUUCUUGUGUAACAUCUGUACAGCCUGAAACAAUGGUUUUGUCUGUCCCAGGUAUAGCUCUGGGUGCCACCUUGGGGACUGCAACUAGCAUCCUUGCCCUCUGCGGUCUGACCUGCUUGUGCAAAUGCAGGCGACCUAGGAAAGGACUCUCGGGAAAGGACCAAGACAUGGACACUGAAAACGCUAAGCCCAGUAUGCUUCACCCAGUCCAGCAGUUCAGCGUUAAGAAGACUACUGAACCCAUCCAGCCUCGGCCCCUCCUGAAGUUUCCCAACAUCUAUGGCCCAAAGCCAGUCGUGACUGCCCCAGAAAUUGUUAACUAUGUGGAUUAUGCCUUGAAGACAACUGAAGAGCCAACUAGAGGAAAAGAUGAAGUUCAGGAUCAGAACGGAAUGAAGAUACAAGUCAAUGAGGAGUUAUUUGUUCUCCCUCAAAAUGUUCCAGGUGCAGUAAAGGAUGUGUGUGUCACUGAGCACCUGAACCCUGAGAAAGCAGCCAGCUGUAACCAGGUCCCUGAACUCCGCUAUUCCCUUGGGUAUGAUCGACAGAAAGCAGAGCUGUGUGUGGCCUUUCUUGAAGCUAUGCAUGGAAGCAUGAUAGGGGACCAGGAUGCUGGCUGUGACUGCUACAUCCUGGGCACUUUGAUGAGCAAAUCUGGCACCACAGAGGCCCAGACAGUGCUGAAGAAGAAAGUGCAUCACAUCAUCUGGGAGGAAGCUCUGCUGUUCCCGUUAGCCGAGGAGGAGGUGCUAGAAGGGAUGCUGACUCUCACCUUGAGGAACUGCGACAGGUUCUCUAGACACAGCAUUGUUGGGGAAAUUAAACUGAACCUGGCUAAUGUGGGGGAAUCCUUCAGAAUGGCCCAGUGGGAGAAACUGAAGACCCCUGAGAAGGAGCCAGAUGCAGGCUAUGGGGAGAUACUCCUCUCCAUCAGCUAUCUGCCAGCAGCAAACCGCCUGCUUGUGGUGCUCAUAAAAGCCAAGAACCUUCAUUCCAAACAGCUGAAAGAUCUCCUGGGAAAAGAUGUAUCUGUCAAGGUGACCCUGAAGCACCAGUCUCUGAAACUGAAGAAGAAGCAGACAAAGCGUGCAAAACACAAGAUCAACCCAGUCUGGAAUGAGAUGAUCAUGUUUGAAGUGCCCCAUGAGCUGCUACGCGCCUCCAGCGUGGAGCUAGAAAUGCUAAGCCAAGAUGGCCUGGGGCAGAGCCAAUCACUGGGCAAGUGCAGCCUGGGUCUGCAUGCCACAGGCACAGAGAGGAACCACUGGGAGGAGAUGCUGAGGAACCCCAGGAGGCAGAUAGCCAUGUGGCACCAACUUCAUAUGUAGCCAUGCGAUCUCUGUCAUGACCAGCCAACUGCCUUUCAUACUGGGAGGUCUGAGUCAGGAGGAGUAAGCCAAGUUAUAUUUCAUCUUGCAGGAAUGUGAACCACACCCAUCCACAAAAUGACCAAUCACAGCAUUCUGUUAUGGACACUGCCUUUUUCGGGUUUCCUGCCACAAGGACUUUCUCAAGCUAGACCAGGCAAAGUCCUGGAGCCUACAUUGUAGGGAAGAGUCAGUCCUGAACACUCUCCUAGGGAUGGAAUGCAUGUCCCCAACAGACCUCUAACUUCUACAAGGACAAGAUUCUGACACUGAAAAGCCGCUGGUGAAAAUAAAUGGGGACUCUCAGAUAGGCUUUUGUAUGUGUUAUAUUUAAAGGUGAGCUGAAAAGGGAAAAAAUGGGUUUGCGCUAUUAUUUACUGCUUUAUGAUGGAGAAAGAAGGCCUGAUUUUUCUUUAUUUAGUUAGUUUUCUGCUUAUUUUUUCUUUUAUAUGUUCAGGUCUUAUCUACCCUGCUUUCCCUUGAAGACUCUGUAGAUGACUGGUGAGCUAGCAGGUAUACAGCAUACUUAAUCAGGUUUCCCUUCUAUGGUAAGAGGGGAAGUGAGUUUUAUUCACAGUGUUCAAACCACUUUGUCUUUUUAUUAACAUUUUUAAAAUCAAACAGUUGACAAACCGUUUAGAAGAAAAAUUCUCUUUGUUAAAGGUUUAACACCUCUAGCCCUUCAAUUAAUGGCAGAGAGAGAUCUCCCUGUCUGUGUCUACCUCUGCUACAGAGACCGCCAGCAAAACCGGGAAGCGCAGAUUAACAUUUCUAAGGUUAAUACAUACAAGAAGAAUUUUUCUAUGGAUACAAAAUGAAAAAAGGGCAUAACCCCCCUUUGUUCAUUUUUGCCACCGUAAGUCUCUUUUCAGAAACACUGGAUUUCUGAGCUCCUCUUGGGAACGUAGAGUUCAGGCUCAAAACUCAGGCCUUCUCCCAUCUCAGAAUGUGGUAGCCAAGCUUCUCUAGUGGAAGCAACUGGGCUCUCUGCAUGGUUCGACCUCACCAACUUAGAGAUGCUAACACACACGCUAUCAUUUCCACCUGGUAUAUACUUAAAAUCUGUCCCUAUACUGUGAAAAAAACAAGUAAUGAAAAUAGAUGGGCCAAAAGGUUAUAACUCAGUCCCAGGUUUCUAACCCGUCAACAAACCUUCCUCACCAAAGCCCCCAUUGGGGUGGUGGUCUCGGCAAUAGUUGUGUCUAUUUUGCAGUCAAUGUUUUCCAUAUUGCUUUAGGUGGCUGUAUGGAACAAAGAGCAAAAAUAAACUGGUUCCUGAGAUAUGAAAAAGAGAGAAGCUACGUGAAGGGAAAAAGAGGCAGAAACGUAAAAAGACAGUAGAAGAACAUAGAGAAAGAUGGAGAGAGAGAGUAGAUCAUAUAAAAAGAGCGAGAGAGGCAAAGAAGCAGAGAUAUUCUCCUGAUAGUGUACUGUACAUACCCAGCCUUUGAAGUGAGCACUGCCAAAACCUGUGUCUGGAUUCCUUCCUGUUCCUUCGUUGCUGGAGUCUUUGAUAUCUUGGAUUUAGGGUGCUAAAAGCCAUUGAAAACAUGAAAGCUUCAAGGUCUCUUAUCCCAAAUCUGUGUGUGUAAGUAGUGUAUCCCUCUUUCUCCUAGUGUUCUUGGGGGAGCUCUCCUCUCUGUCUCUCACAUGCAGGUCAUGGACAUAAGAAUGGCCAUACUGGGUCAGACCAAAGGUCCAUCUAGCCCAGUAUCUUGUCUUCCAACAGUGGCCAAUGCCAGGGGCCCCAGAGGGAAUGAAUAGAACAGGAGAUCCAUCCCACAAUUCAGAAAAAUCACUGACGGUGUUCUAUCCUGUUAUUGCCAAUGAAUUGCCACAAAUCCUUCUACUUACUGCCAUCCUUUCUGCUUAGAAAUAGACUCAUUUCUGAAGUGAGCAGGUGUUGGAUAUUCUGAUUAUGUUCCAGAAAGCAGAUGAGACUGAGUAAAUUACAUAGGAUUGUUUCACCAACAGUUUGGGUUUGAUACGGAGGUGCCAUACUGAAACCCAAUCUUAGUUACCAGCACUGCUUAGAAGAGCAGCCCAGAAGGCUGCCAGGUACUACAUCAUCUCAGGACUGAAUGACUUUCUCUUCACUGGCCCAUUAACUCGCCAUCACCUUUCUCUUGUGCUUUUGAGAUUUGGCAUGGCUUAAGUGUAAUCAUUUACACUCCUUUCCAUGUCUGAUGAUACCCCUUCUGUAUCCCAAAAGAGAUAUUGCUUUGUCCCUAUGAGCUCCCUGCUUGUCCUGCCACUCCAUUGCAAACAGCAGGCUCACCUUUAAGAGACAUGCCUGGGGACAAGGCAUUCAAGGGGCUAAAGAUAUAAUCAUACUGUCCAUAGCUCUGGAAUACUUAAGAAAUUACCCAAUCUCCACCACAUUUGGUCACUUUAAACCAGUAUUAUUCAGUUUGUUCCCUGGCCUACAGAAGAUUGCUGCUUAAUUAAUAAACAAGAGCCAAAAUUCUGAACAAGAUGGAGGAAAAGCCCGCACAAGACUCAUGGAGAUGCUAAAACUAUCUAUUCUGUUACAAUAUGUACUGUAACUGUAGGGUGCUGUAUCCCAGCUGUGUGGAUAAUUCUGUUCUCUCAGUUAGUGCUGAAUCAAUGUACCAGCGUGGAAGUAAGGGAGGAUAGCUGGAAAACAUUGUUGGUUAUUGAAGUUUCCAUGCUAUGUUUUGUAAGUCAGUGUUAUAUUUGGUUUCCUUGCCUAAUUCUAAUGAUGUAGCAGCUAUCUCCUGUCCUCCCUAAACUGCCCCUGCAAUUUCAAACUUCCAGUCCUAAAUUGUUCAGUAUGUGGCUGUUUCCUGUGUUUGAUAUGCAAAGGAAUUUCAUUUCAGUGCUGAAUGAUCACUAUAUAUCCUCACCAGGGUCAGCAUGAGGCUCAGUAAAUUGAUGGACUCAGUUAUGCUUUCACACAUUGAAGUGCAACUCCAUUAAAGUCAAUAGACUUGCACCAGUAUAAGUGAGAGGAGAAUCUGGCCCAAUGUUUGGAAAGGAGGAAAGGAGCUAGAGAAGUGUAUGAUAUUAUCACCCAUCAUCAGGAAGCUGGAACCAGAUACAAAGUCCACCCCCCCCCUCCCCCAGAUGGGAGGCGGUUGUAGUUUGGCUCCAUUAGAGAGAUAAGCCCAAGAGCUGAAGGCCCUGAAUUCAAGUUUCCCCAGUGUUUGCCUGGGAUUUGGAUCUGAGAUGCCAGACUGAGCCCCUCUUUUAUCAUUAAAUGAUAACUGAAUUUCCUGUGUAUCUUACUAUUGCAACCAGCAUUACUUGAUUCCUAUUAUGACCAGCUGAAGUACAUACUGGACUAACUUGUAAUUACCUCCACUUCACAAUGUAAAGAGUUAUUGAUUCUCUGUUAUGUACUGUGUAGUGCAAGUUGUCAAUUGUUAUUCACCAGCAAAUGCAUGAUUCAUAUGUGAUUCAAUAAUGAGGUGGAAAAUAGGGUACAAUCCACAUCAGUAACAGAGGCUAGACUUCAACACAAUGACAUUUACUAGCACUAUGACAAAAAUUUAACAAAGGCACUGAACUGAUGUGGCUUUGGCCUCAUUUCUUGCACUUUUGUGAAGGUCAGUUUAGGUCUAAUUAGAUCUAAUUAAAGAGCUGAGAUGGAACAUGUUACAUGUGUUAAAGUUCAGCUCAAUCACAACUGAAUUUUGUUCUCUUGAAAGUUAACAGAGUGAUGAGCUAUCGGAAAUAAAAAUACUUAGCAGUCAUAUAGUUCUUUUCAUUGGUAAGUCUCAAAAGGAAGGAAGAAUAUUGAACAGCACAGAAAAAUGAUGACAUGUGGCCUUCCAACAGGAAUGACCAAGCUCUUCUGGUUACUCAGCCCCUUUCACUGAUGUUUUUAUUGUACAGAACCAGCUUUUGGUUGUCUACGUUGUACUCACAGUCCAAGGCACAAAAGGAGAGCAUGAGACUUGUCAAUCGUGUCGGACAUUAUAGCACAAAUGUAAAUCUUCAAUAGUAAAUAAAUAAUUCCAAACUGUGAA
This is a messenger RNA of Malaclemys terrapin pileata, 5626 nucleotides long. RefSeq names its product synaptotagmin 13 (gene SYT13). Bases 300 to 1595 code for a protein of 431 amino acids. Gene Ontology annotation, molecular function: calcium ion binding; calcium-dependent phospholipid binding; syntaxin binding. Gene Ontology annotation, biological process: calcium-ion regulated exocytosis; regulation of dopamine secretion; cellular response to calcium ion. Lineage: Eukaryota; Metazoa; Chordata; Testudines; Emydidae. The record is from RefSeq and is a predicted model, not a curated record. The transcript has 6 exons.